Molecule: messenger RNA, 321 nt
Organism: Paramuricea clavata
Lineage: Eukaryota; Metazoa; Cnidaria; Anthozoa; Malacalcyonacea; Plexauridae
Source: the annotation of a GenBank genome assembly
AUGCGUGAAGCUAAGAAAGUUUACUACAAAAGCAAAUUUGACAAACAUCAAAACAAUCCAAAACAGGCUUGGAGGACGAUUAAUGAUAUCCUUGGGAGAAAUAAGAAGGACACAAUGAUUAACGAAUUAAAGCUAGGAAAUGAUACAAUUACUUCUCCUAUGAGAAUGGCUAAUUGUCUUAAUGACUAUUUUACAAGUAUUGGUGGUAAAAUUGGAGACUCCUGCUCUGAACACACUCAGAAUUUAAAUUUUGGCAGGCAUAUGAGUGAUAAUCUAAAUACUAGUUUGGAAUUUACUUUGCAUCCUGUUAACGAAUCACAG